GCGGAGUGUCAGAGGCGGCGGCGGCGGGAGGCGGGCGGCAGCAGCAGCUCCGAAACGGCAGCGGUACCGGCUGUCGGCGCAGCCCCGCCGGGCCCAGGUGCCAAGGGCUCCAGCAGGGCAGCACGAAACCCUGCCACAACCACGUUGCUCCAUCCCCACACCCGAUGCCGGGGCACUGGCUGCCCUCACCUUAACAGGCAGCACUGGGUGACAUGGGGCGUGUGGGUCCCCGGCUGGCACCAGCACACCCCAUGGCAGUCCCCAUUGCUGCCUGGCUCUGGCUGAUGCACCUGGCCUCCUGCUUGGCUGCCGGGCAUGUCUCCGCUCAUGGCAAGAAAGAGAUCAGCACUGAGGGGGACCUGGUCAUCGGGGGGCUCUUCCCCGUCCAUGAGAAAGGAGUGGGGAGUGAAGACUGUGGCAAAAUCAAUGAGCACCGGGGCAUCCAACGCCUCGAGGCCAUGCUCUUUGCACUGGAUGAGAUCAACAAGGACCCGAGCAUCCUGCCGGGGGUGAAGCUGGGUGCCCACAUCCUGGAUACCUGCUCCAAGGACACCUAUGCUCUCGAGCAGUCACUCGACUUUGUCUGUGCAUCGCUGACCAGAGUGGAUGGCUCUGAGCACAUCUGCCCCGACGGCUCCUACGCUGUCCAUGACGACGUGCCCACGGCCAUCACCGGUGUCAUCGGAGGCUCCUACAGCGAUGUUUCCAUCCAGGUCGCCAACUUGCUGCGGCUCUUCCAGAUCCCCCAGAUCAGCUACGCCUCCACCAGCGCCAAACUGAGUGACAAAUCCCGCUACGACUACUUUGCCCGCACCGUCCCGCCCGACUUCUACCAAGCCAAAGCCAUGUCGGAGAUCCUCCGCUUUUUCAACUGGACCUACGUCUCCACAGUGGCCUCAGAGGGCGACUAUGGCGAGACGGGCAUCGAGGCCUUUGAGCAAGAAGCCCGCAUGCGCAACAUCUGCAUCGCCACCUCGGAGAAGGUGGGACGCUCCAUGAACAAGAAGACCUACGAUGGCGUGGUGCGGGCGCUGCUGCAGAAACCCAACGCCAGGGUGGUUGUGCUCUUCACCCGCAGUGAGGAUGCCCGGGAGCUGCUGGCAGCUGCCCACAGAGCCAAUGUCUCCUUCAUAUGGGUGGCCAGUGAUGGGUGGGGAGCCCUGGAGAGCGUGGUGGCGGGGAGUGAGGCGGUGGCGGAGGGAGCCAUCACCAUUGAGCUGGCAGCAUACCCCAUCCAGGAGUUUGCCUCCUACUUCCUCAACCUCCACCCCUACAACAACAGCCGAAAUCCCUGGUUUCGGGAGUUUUGGGAGCAAAAGUUCAAGUGCAGCCUCCACACACAGGACUGCAGCCGGUACUCCCUAAAGACGGGCAAGUUUGAGCCAGAGUCCAAGAUCACCUUUGUGGUCAAUGCGGUCUAUGCCAUGGCUCACUCGCUUCACAACAUGCACCGGGCUCUGUGCCCCAACACCACCAAGCUCUGCGACUCCAUGAAGCCUGUCAAUGGCAAGAGGUUCUACAAGGACUUCAUGCUCAAUGUUAAUUUUAAUGCUCCAUUUAGGCCAGCAGACACUGAGAGCGUUGUUCGAUUUGACCGCUAUGGUGACGGGAUUGGGCGCUACAACAUUUUCAACUACCACCGCACAGAUGGGCGGUACCGGUACCAGAAGGUGGGCUACUGGGCUGAGGGGCUCAUCCUCAACACCAGCCUCAUCCCCUGGGCACAGACGUCCAUCCCAGUGUCCCAGUGUAGUGAUCCAUGCAAGAAGAAUGAGAUCAAGAGCAUGCAGCCAGGAGACAUCUGCUGCUGGAUCUGCAUCCCCUGCCAGCCCUAUGAGUACCUGCUGGAUGAGUUCACCUGCAUGGACUGUGGUUUGGGUUACUGGCCCAAUGAGACCCUGAACGGCUGCUAUGAGUUGCCCCAGGAGUACAUCCGUUGGAAAGACGCCUGGGCCAUCGGUCCUGUCACUAUCUCUUGUUUGGGAUUUAUCUCCACUCUCUUUGUUUUUGGUGUCUUCAUGAAGAACAACGACACUCCCAUUGUGAAGGCCUCCGGACGGGAGCUGUGUUACAUUCUUUUGACUGGCGUCCUCAUGUGCUACAGCAUGACCUUCAUCUUUAUUGCAAAGCCUUCCACUGAUAUCUGCACCCUGCGUCGUUUGGGGCUAGGAAGUUCCUUUGCUGUCUGCUAUUCUGCCCUCUUGACCAAGACAAAUCGCAUCGCCAGGAUCUUCAGUGGGGUGAAGGAGGGGGUCCAGCGCCCUCGCUUCAUAAGCCCCAUGUCACAGGUGGUCAUCUGCAUGGCCCUCAUCUCCUGCCAGCUGGUCAUCGUCAUCAUCUGGCUGCUGGUGGAAACCCCCGGCACAGGCAAGGAGACUGAGCCUGACAAGAGGUACAUCGUCACCCUCAAGUGCAACAACCGUGACUCCAACAUGCUCAUUUCACUCACCUACAACGUCCUCUUGAUUGUCCUGUGCACGGUCUAUGCCUUCAAGACACGGAAAUGCCCCGAAAAUUUCAAUGAGGCCAAGUACAUUGGGUUCACCAUGUACACGACCUGCAUCAUCUGGCUGGCCUUCCUGCCCAUCUUUUACGUGACCUCCAGCGAUUACCGAGUACAGACCACCACCAUGUGCAUCUCAGUGAGCCUCAGCGGCACAGUGGUCCUUGGCUGCCUCUUCACCCCCAAGCUCCACAUCAUACUCUUCCAGCCACAGAAGAAUGUGGCCAGCCACCGUGUGGGCACAACGCGCUUCAGCAUGGCGGCCGCGGGCUCCAGCCAGUCCCAUGGCUCAGCCUCACAGUACGUGCCCACAGUGUGCAACGGCCGCGAGGCAGUGGACUCCACGACAUCGUCCUUGUGAAGGUUGGGGGGAGGCCAUACCCCAGCCCACCCUCUUGCAAGGAGCAGCAGCCCCAGAGCAGGGGCUGGAGGAGCAGGAAAGCAGCCCCCAGCCCAGCCCCAGCAUCACAACACUCAUCCCUCGUGCCCAUCAGUGGUGUGCAGCCCCAUCCCCAGCUCCCUUGCACUAAGCUGCACUGCCCAUCACGCUUCACUUGCCCUGACCAUGCCCCACCAUACCCCUCCUCCACGCAGAGCCCCACUGACAGCACGCUGCCCUCACCCACCCCACUUUCUCUUUAGUGUCACAACCCCUCAGAUGAGCCAAGCACCACACCAGCCUCCCCAGCACACCUGGACCCCCACACCUGCACCUGUGGCACUUUUCCUCUUCAUUUUAACUCCUGGGUUUGCAGGAUCCCAGCCACUUCCCUGUCCCCGAGGAGCUCUCCAUGCUCCCAUCCCAUGGUGGCAGAGGGCCAGGAGCCCCAACCCAUGCCUGCUCCAUGCCUUGGGGCAUUGCAGGCCCCAGCAGCACCUGGCAAGGGGCUCAGAGGGCUGUUGAGUGAUGGGGCCCCAGGGGGAUGAGCCCUUUCUAAGAGUAGAUUUUUUUUCUGUGCCCGAGAUUUAUUUAUUUAUUAUUUUCUUUUCUUUUGUAAUUUAUGUAAAUAAAGUGGUUUUUUGUUGUU
Molecule: messenger RNA, 3531 nt
Organism: Coturnix japonica (Japanese quail)
Lineage: Eukaryota; Metazoa; Chordata; Aves; Galliformes; Phasianidae
Gene: GRM2
Product: glutamate metabotropic receptor 2
Biological process (GO): G protein-coupled receptor signaling pathway
Cellular component (GO): membrane
Molecular function (GO): G protein-coupled receptor activity
Source: RefSeq, a predicted model, not a curated record